UAAAGAUUCUGAAAGUUUAAUGUAGGCAUUGAAGAAAUAACAUGGAAACUUAAUAUUGCAAGAUUUUACUAGAUAAUGUGACACCCACAUUUAUUAUAUUAGUGUUUCUCAAUCCUGGUCCUCAAGGCCCACUGUCCUGCAUGUUUUAGAUGUUUCCCUGCACCAACACACCUGAUUCUAAUUAAUGGUCCUCAUUAGCUUGUCACCAAGGUCUGCACAACUCUGAUGACACAGGUACUUGUAUCACGGUGUGCUGAAGCAGAGUAGCAUCUAAGACAUGCAGGACAGGGGCCCACGAGGACCAGGAUUGAGAAACAGUGCCAAAAAGUGAUUGCCUGCCAGAAUCUGAUUUCUCCCCUGAAAAUGGGUCUUUUUACCUGCCAAAAAUUGAUUGAAGCCCAAAUACAGUUAAUGAAAGGUUGUUUCUACCUAAAUAUGAUUUGAUCUCAUUCUUGAGCUUCAUAAUAUAAACACUAGAGGUCACAGGAUUGCUCUUAACCCUUUUAAAGGACCAUUGCAACACAAAAUAGGCAUUUUCACCUGCCAAAAAUGAUUGAAGGCCAAAUACAGUUAUGAAAAGUUGUUUCUGCCUAAAUAUGACUUGAUCUCCUUCUUGAGCUUCAUAUUCUGAAAAUCUAUCGUUCAACGGGCUGCUGUGCGCGCUCCCGCGGCCAGAAAUCAAGAAAUCAGAUUCUGGCAGGCAAUCACUUUUUGGCACAACACCGGCAUUAACUGUAUAUUUAUGCAUUUUCUAUUUAGUUUGAACCUUGAGUCGCGUUUUGUCCCACUCCAGCUACCGUAGAGUUGUAACGGUAUCAUAGCAACCAGAAAUUAAACAUCCAGGGGGCGAAAAGUUGCGUUUUUGGAGAGUUGAGGUUUGUUUUGGUCAAAAACUAAGCAUUUUCUGAAUAAUUUAAUGUGGAUUUCAUAAGAGAAGACUGUUGUGUACCGUAGAUUCGUGUUUAGGUUACUGUAGGUUUAAAAGAGAAGCAGAUGGACCAGCCUAAGCAUCGCAUUUAUGUAGAAAGAACACUGGCAAUCGUGAAACCUGACGUUGUUCAUAAAGCCAAAGACAUCGAGGACGUUAUACUUCGCUCGGGCUUCACCAUACUACAGAGGAAGAGACUGCAACUAAGUCCAGAGCAAUGCGGCAAUUUCUAUGCAGACGACUAUAGAAACCCCUUGUUUCCCAGUUUGACAGCCUUCAUGAGCUCUGGCCCUAUUGUUGUCUGGAUGCUGGCACGUGAGAAUGCUGUUGCCCACUGGAAGUCCAUCAUAGGGCCCGCAAACAUCACGAAGGCCAGAGAAACUCAACCAGAGUGCCUGAGAGCACAAUAUGGAACUUCUGAUGUGAGAAAUGGACUUCAUGGCAGUGAGUCAUUUCAUGAUGCUGUGAGAGAGAUUGAAUUCAUGUUUCCAAACUCUGUUAUCGAGCCCUUCGUUUCAACAGAAGCACCUGGAGAAUAUCUGAGCAGGUGUGUAAACCCAAUUCUGCUACGUGGACUCACUGAGCUCUGCAAGGAAAAGCCACUCAAUCCCUGUAUUUGGCUUGCUGACUGGCUGAAAAAAAAUGAUCCAAACCAGCCUCAAAUAUGUUGUGAAAACACUGCAGAAGACGAAGAAUGACAUGAAAGAAGAGAACCACAGAGGAACACGUAUUCAAUAGUUUUUGUUUAGUUCAAAACUAAGAUUAAAUGCUGUAACCCACUUUUUAAUCUUUCCACAUGAAAUAGCCAAUUGAAAUAAAGGCUUUUUAUAUUUGAA
Molecule: messenger RNA, 1764 nt
Organism: Cololabis saira (Pacific saury)
Lineage: Eukaryota; Metazoa; Chordata; Actinopteri; Beloniformes; Belonidae
Gene: nme5
Product: NME/NM23 family member 5
Exons: 5
Coding region: 994-1626 (210 amino acids)
Biological process (GO): CTP biosynthetic process; UTP biosynthetic process; GTP biosynthetic process
Molecular function (GO): nucleoside diphosphate kinase activity
Source: RefSeq, a predicted model, not a curated record